Iphiclides podalirius (scarce swallowtail) is the source of this 642-nucleotide messenger RNA. The record is from the annotation of a GenBank genome assembly. Lineage: Eukaryota; Metazoa; Arthropoda; Insecta; Lepidoptera; Papilionidae.
AUGUCAUUGGUUUUGUUAAAUAAAGAUUUUUCGUCAUCUGAUGAUCCGGAUAUCCUUGUUUAUUUAAAUUUAAAGUGGAAAUUAAUUACUACGUGGUUUAAUAUGCUGACAGUGCUCUAUAUUCCAAUUUGUAUUUAUUGCGACUGGCAAGAAUUAAGAAGAAAGGCCGAACUUCGAAAUGUUAAAAAUCUAAAACAGAUUCGGGACUUCUAUUUCACCAAUUUAAUCCUUCCGGCAACACUGUAUGCAGAUAUCUUAUUCUGGAACUUAUGGAAUAAAAACAAGCUAAUAUUAAUGCCAGUGAAUGCAGAUCUAUACGUUUCCGUUUGGGAGCAACACAGUAUGCACACAGCCUCCCUGAUCUUCGUGUCUUUAGAUUUAAUAUUAGUACCAAGACAAAGGCCAAAGACUUAUAAAUGGGGCUUUAUCGUUCUCUCGAUGUACUUAAUCAGCUACAUUUGGGUGUGUCUCAAUAGUAUCGUGAAAGGGGAAUACGUGUAUCCUGGCCUGAAAACCUUAUCAACAUAUAAACUAAGCUGUUUAUGCAUACACUUGUUCAUCGGACAUUUGUUUUACUAUACUGGUCAAUGGUUUAUUAUUGAUUUAUUAUGGGGUCAGCGGCGUAAUACACACAAAGUUGCU